This is a messenger RNA of Schistosoma margrebowiei, 4338 nucleotides long. Lineage: Eukaryota; Metazoa; Platyhelminthes; Trematoda; Strigeidida; Schistosomatidae. The record is from the annotation of a GenBank genome assembly.
AUGAAAAUGAAAUCAGGACUAAAUACUUUGAAUAUGGAUAAUUCAUCCAUAGAUAGCAAUGAAGAUAAUUGUAGACAAAAACUUAAAAGAGGACAUUCAGGUGUAAAUCAAUUGGGUGGAAUGUUUGUUAAUGGUCGACCAUUACCAGAUACAACACGUCAACGUAUUAUUGAAUUAGCACAUUCAGGUGCACGUCCAUGUGAUAUAUCACGUAUAUUACAAGUAUCUAAUGGUUGUGUAUCAAAAAUUUUAUGUCGUUAUUAUGAAACUGGUUCAAUUAGACCAAAAGCAAUUGGUGGUAGUAAACCAAGAGUAGCUACAAAUUUAGUUGUAUUAAAAAUAGCUCAUUAUAAAAGAGAAUGUCCAUCAAUAUUUGCAUGGGAAAUACGAGAUCGUUUAUUACAAGAAGGAAUAUGUACAACAGAAAAUAUUCCCAGUGUAUCCUCAAUAAAUCGUGUAUUAAGAAAUGUAUGUAACGAUAAUCAACUACCUCUUUCAUUAGGAUCAAAUCUUUCACAAAAUGAACAUAAUAACAGUAAUAAUAAUAAUCAUAAUAAUGCUAAUCAUACAUUAAAUUCUCUUAUGAAUAUACAAACAAUGCAAUCACAUGAACAUCUAUUACAUCAUACUCAUACACAAAAUAAUCAAUUCAAUUCACCAUUGAAUCGUAUGCCAAUGGUUGAUUUUCAAUCCUCUCAUCUUAAUCGUCUUAUGAAUCAGUCUAGUUUAAAUAAACAAAAUUAUCCACUACAACUGACUGUAAAUCAAGUAUCUCGAGGAUUAAAUAUGUCACCUCGAUCACCAAGAACUUCACCACCUCGAUUUAAUCAUCCACAAACAGCAGCAUUUGCUGCAGCGGCUGCUGUAGCAGCUGUUCAACAAAAUUAUCCACAAACUUCAACUAUAUAUGAUUCAAUUACAUAUCAAAAUCGUUUAUUUGAAAUGAAUGGUAACAAUGCUAUCACUACGACGACGACUACUACUACUGGCACUAACACUACCACCACUAUUACAGCUAGUAAUAGUGAUGUGUCUCCAACAUUCCAAUCAUCAACGAAUAUGUACGAUACAUUUUCUAAUUUCCUACAUCAUACCAAUUGGCCAUCUUGGUAUAAUACAUCCUCCUCAUCAUCAUCAGAAUCUACUAAUAAUCAUACGUCAUCUGUUGCUAUGGCUACAAAUAUGAAUAUAAGAAAUUAUAGUAAUAAUGAUAAUAGUAAUACUACUGCUAUCAAUACUAAUACUAGUAAUAAUUGUUUAGCUGAAACAAAUUAUUGUAAUUUACCAAAUUUCAAUAUGUCUAAUAGUAUAGAUCCUGUUCAAUUUCAUCCAUCCCAUAUAAAUUUGAAUAAAACUAAUAGUAAGCAUCAUCAUCAUAAUAAUAAUAAUGAAGGAGAACAUAAUUCAAAUGGUUCUCAUCACACUUCAUCAUCAAUUCAUCUUCAUAAUAUGAAUGUAUGUGAAUUGAAUAAAUCCGAUCAUUUAUUACAUCAUAAUAAACAACAACAACAGGCACGACAACAACAACAAUCUCUUAUGAAGAAUAAUUAUGAUGGUGAUGAUGAUUGUGGUGGUGAUAAUGAUGAUGACGAUGACGACGAUGAUGAUGCUAAUGGUGAUAAUAAACAUAAUGAAUUCAAUUUACUUAUAAGAAAUUCAUCAAAAUUAUAUGAAUGUUUAGAUUCUGAAAUUGAAUCAAAUGAACAAUGUCAAUUCUAUGAGAAAUCAUCAAUGGGAUUAAUGGAAUUCCUUCAAGAUAAUCAUAAUCAUAAUAAUCAUAAUUUAAAUCCUAUUCAAAUGGAAUUGAAAAAGAAAGAAUUAACAAGAUCAGAUUCAUUUAUUCAUUCAACAAUAGAAAAUCAACUAGAUCAAUCAAGAUUAAAUUUAGAAACAUUCAAAGAAAUGAAUUCAUCUCAGCAAACUAGUUUACAACAAAAACUUCAAUGUACUAAACAACAAAUAUUAAAUUCACAUUACAAUUCCAUGGAUAACACUACAACUACUACUGAUAGUACUAAUAAUAGUAGUGUUAGUAGUAGUAGUAGUACUAAUGGUAGUAAUAGUAGUAGUAAUAGUAAUACUACUAUGACUACCAUAACCACUAGUCCUAUUAAUAAUAUAAUGAAAAUAUGUUCAACACCUAUGGAAAUAUUGAUGAAAACUUAUGGUAAAGAUAAUUUUACAAAAUUAUCAUCGAAACAAAAUGUAUUACAUCAUUCUCAUUCACAACAACAACAACACCAACAACAUACUACUAAUAAUCAUUAUACAGAAAUGAAUCAUACACUACUUAAUUCCAUAUCAUCAUCAGUAUCAAUGACGAAUUCUAUGGAUCAUUAUAAUCAUUCUCAUUCUAAAUUAGAUGAAAAAUUAAAUGAAAAUAAGAAAAUUGGAAGAAAUAGAACAACAUUUACACCGGAACAAUUAGAAAUACUUGAAGAAGAAUUUGAACGUACACAUUAUCCUGAUUUAAUGAUUAGAGAACAAUUAGCAGGAUCAAUGUUAAUACCUGAAUCACGUAUACAAGUAUGGUUUUCAAAUCGUCGUGCAAAAUGGCGUCGUGAAGGUAAAGAAUUAAAUCAUAUCAAACCAAAUAGAUCAUCAAGAUCACCAAGUUUAGAUGAUAAUCAAACUAAUGAUCAACAUUAUAAUUAUUCAAUAUUAAAUAAAAUACAAGAUUAUUCUAGAAUGAAUGAUCAUCAUGAAUUAGAUCAAUUAAAUUUAAUUAAACAAAAAUUAAAUUAUGAACAAUUAAAUCAUCAUUCUACUAUAGUUUAUCAUCAUGAUGAUUAUCAUCAACAGAAUAAACAAAAAGAAGAACAAAUAAAUAUGAUUAGAAAAGAAUAUGGUAAUAUGAAUUGGACAUAUAUGUCUACACCAAUUCAUCAAGAGCAUCUAUCACCUAAGAAACUAUUCAAUUAUUCUGAACAAUUUGAUCCAUUAAAUGAUAAUAUACCACGAGAUCAUUCAAAUGUAAUCAAUCCAAUUUCUAAUCAUCAAACAGGAACUUAUACAAUUUUAAAUGAUGUAACACGUUCAACUAAUCAUGAACAUGUUUUAUCAACAAAAAUCAAUUUAAAUGAUCCUAUUCAAUCGAUUAAUCAUUAUAAUCAUGAUACAGAUCAUAAUUCUGAUCUAGAUCAUAGACAAAUACAAAAUAUCACAUCAAAUAAUAAAAGAGAUGGAAUGUUAAUGAUGAAUUCAGAUUUUACUAAAUUAAAUUGUUUAUCAUAUCAUAAUCAAUUGUUGGAGACGAUUCAUUCUGUGAAUACUACUAAUACUACUUCUACUCCUCCUCCUCCUCCUACUACUACUACAAACAAUCAUAACAGUGAUACUACUAUUAGUACUACUAAUAACAAUCAUGUAAAUAGUUUAAUGAGUAGUAUACAUACAUUAAAUAGAAAUGAUUCAUUUGAUAUAUCUCACAAUCAAGAAAGACAAAUUGAUAUAGAAUUAAUUGAUAAAACACAAUCUAAUCAUUCAGAUUAUCAACCAAUAUGGUUGAAUUCAACUGAUCAAACACAUAAUUAUAAAACAGAUUCAAUAAAUCCUUCAUUAUGGUAUAGUAUGACAUAUCCUCAACCAAGUACAUUAUCUACUGAUUCUGGUAUUGGUUCACCACCACUACCACCACCACCACCAUUACCACCAUCAUCAUCAACAUCAUCAUCAUUGUCUAUGCUGUCUAACAAUGGUAUCAUUGGUAAAUCACCUAUUUCUAUUGGAUAUGACAAUGGAUCAACUAAUCAUCUUUUACCACAAAUACUUCCUGAUACAUCAUCUCAGUUAUCUUCUAUGGCUGUAGCGGCUGCAGCGGCUGUUGUAGCUUGGAAUAAUAAUAACAAUAAUACUAAUAAUUUAAACUAUAUUCCCAAUCAAAAUGUAACACCUAAAUCGAUAAUAACAUCUAAUGAAUAUGAUGUCAUAUUGAAUUCUCAUGAAUCGACACCAAUAAAUUAUGGAUAUUUAGAUAGAAUUAACUCAGAAUUUAAUUUAUUAUCGAAUACUUCUACAUCUUCAAUAUGUGCACCACCACUACCUUCAUGUUGUUCUACUACUACUACUACUACCACCACUACUACAUCUUCUUCGUCGUCUUCGUCUUCAUCUUCUUCUCCAUUGGCUUCAACAUCUUCAUUAUCAUUAUCACAAUCUUCUGCUUCUUCAUGUUCUACACAUAAUAAUACUAUAAUUAAUUUUGAUUUAAGUAGUUUAGUUAGUCAAACACCUAAUGUAAACAUCAAUAAUACUAAUAGUAUUGAUAAUAAUAAUAAUAAUAAUAAUAUAAGUAGUAUAAAUAGCACUUAUUAUGAUUUUUCACGUUAUUUUCAUUAA